GUUUCAUGUGAGCCAGUGACGUCACUGCGGCUCGGCCUCUAAUGGUCGGACAACAACAAUCCUGAACCAGCAGCAAACUUGCUCAAACUUCUAAAAAGGGAGAAGAAACUUUACGUUCAAGCGCAAACGCCGAGUUAGUAUUUUUGUGUUAACGUUAAAGUACAAAUGUGGAGCCGCUAAUGGACCCGCGAUAUGACUUUCCGCGGAGGGCCGGCGGCGGCAGCGGCAGUCCUGCCACCUCCUCGCCGGCCGUGGGAGCUCUGUCUCGCCGCAGGAAGACACCGCCCAGGCCCGCGGACUUUAAGCUGCAAAUCAUCAUCAUCGGCUCCCGCGGUGUGGGUAAAACCAGCUUAAUGGAGCGUUACACCGACGACACCUUCUCCGAGGCCUGCAAGUCCACCGUAGGAGUUGAUUUCAAAAUCAAGACAGUGGAGCUGAGAGGGAAGAAGAUCCGUCUGCAGAUAUGGGACACGGCGGGCCAGGAACGCUUCAACAGCAUCACGUCAGCUUACUACCGCGGCGCCAAAGGAAUCGUGCUGGUGUAUGACAUCACAAAGCAGGAGACUUUUGAAGACCUCCCUAAGUGGAUGAAGAUGAUCGACAAGUAUGCAUCUGAGGAGGCAGAGCUCCUCCUGGUGGGGAACAAGUUGGACUGCGAGAGUGAUCGUGUCAUCUCCAGACAACAAGGAGAGAGGUUUUCCUCUCGAAUAAGUGGCAUGCGUUUCUGCGAGGCGAGCGCCAAGGAUAACUGUAACGUGAACGAGAUCUUCCUCAAGCUGGUGGAUGACAUCCUCAGCAAGAUGCCGCUGGAGGUUCCCAACAAGGAGCUCUCUGGCAGCCUUUUGUCUCUGCAGCCCGAACCUGAAGUGCCUCCAGAGUUGCCCCCUCCUCGCAUGCGCUGCUGCUGAGUCCCAUGUACACACACACACACAGACACACACACACACACACACACACACACACACACACACACACACACACACCCACCCAACAUCCUUUACGUGCAGUGUGUUAAACUGAACACCAUGGGGCAGCAGCGAUUUGGAAGUGUUGCUCUCCAAAACUAACAGCUGGGUGGUAAUGACACUCCUUGACAUCCUUUACCCAGACUACCUCAUGUUCCAGCUCGCUGUGCGCCCGCCCACAUGUGCCUUUGAGGUAGCCAAACCCCCACUUUUUCCUUGCUGUUAGUUUAGACAACUUUCAUUCCGGGUCCCUUCAUUUUGUACAUCACCCUGCAGGAGUGAGACGUGGACUUGAAGUUACAAAAAGCACACUUGUAUUUGUUGUUGAUGGGGAAGCAUAGUCAGGUGUGUUACUGCACUGCACAGUCGCAGGUAGGUGGCCUUUAAGUAUUAGAUUAGUUUGGAAUGGCUGUCAAAGAAUUUGUUAAACAUUGAUCGCAAUCAAGCUGGCACAUGACCAGGCAGCAGGAAAUUGAUCGCCGUGGCAAACUAUUACUCCAAGUCUUAUUAGACUGGCUUUCAAUAUUUUCAAAACUCUUCCUUUUUUUGCAGAGAGUGUUUGAGUGACUCAGGAGACCCGCUUCAUUAUUUCAUGGAGCAGCUUCUUCUGCUGCUGCUAUGAGGGAAGUCCAAUGUUUCUUUGUCUUGUAUCAUUUGGACCAGAGUGGGACAUCCCAUCCCCUGCACAUUUAAAAAAACUAAACAGUCUAUGCACGAGUCCUCCAAAUAUCUGUUUAAUGUUCUUAGACUGUUUCUUUCUUUCUUUCUUCCUUUCUUUGUUUUUAGCACAGUAGCUCAAUUGAUGCUUGGAUGCGGCUUGGUAUAAUUUUUGUAAGGUUAAGUUCAUACUUUUGGGGGAACGGUUUUGCCAAAUUAAAAGUUACCAAUGUGACCAUCAAUGGUUGGUUACCUUUUAGAACUUUUGUGACACGAUUUUGACACUAAUCCGCAUGUUGUCAACAUUGCAGCGCUAUUACCGCUUCUGUCUUUUAAAACUUUUUUUUUUUGAACCACAUACAAAUUAAGGCGACGUGUUUGCUAUUAAAAGUGUUAAAAAAUAUCUUGUAAGAGGUUUGGACUUGUUAUGAUUGGACUUUAUGUGCUAUUUAUAACUUUUGGCAUUGUGGAACUAAUGAAAUUAAAGAUGUCUAUAUUUAUUACCAACUUUUA
Messenger RNA from Nerophis ophidion (straightnose pipefish), 2135 nucleotides. It is a transcript of the gene rab12, whose product is annotated as RAB12, member RAS oncogene family. Gene Ontology annotation, cellular component: trans-Golgi network transport vesicle; plasma membrane; synaptic vesicle. Gene Ontology annotation, molecular function: GTP binding; GTPase activity. Lineage: Eukaryota; Metazoa; Chordata; Actinopteri; Syngnathiformes; Syngnathidae. Bases 180 to 908 code for a protein of 242 amino acids. The record is from RefSeq and is a predicted model, not a curated record. The transcript has 6 exons. Gene Ontology annotation, biological process: protein localization to plasma membrane; regulation of exocytosis; Golgi vesicle fusion to target membrane.